AUGGAGAAUAACGCAACCAACCGUGGAUUACCAUCUGCUAUUGCUGGGAAUAAUUCUACCCAGCAGUCCAAUUUGUGGAGACCAUGGAAUGGAAAUAAGAAAGCAGCCCCACCAACGACUCACCCAGUGCAUUGGGACCUUUCUAAUGCGAAACAAGGCAAAGCUCCUCAAGUCAUUCAUCCAGUGAAACUCUUUUGGCCUAAAGCGAAAUGUUUCGAUUACCUGUAUCGGGAUGCAGAAAUGCUUCUCCGUAACUACCCGGUACAAGCGACCAUCUGCCCCUAUGAAGACUCCAGCAGCGAUGAGGAGGGCGAUGAUGAAGAAGAGCAAAUGGAAAAGGAGCAAAACUAAAUUUGAAGACUUGC
Messenger RNA from Melanotaenia boesemani (Boeseman's rainbowfish), 365 nucleotides. RefSeq names its product ripply transcriptional repressor 2 (gene ripply2). Gene Ontology annotation, cellular component: nucleus. Gene Ontology annotation, biological process: negative regulation of transcription by RNA polymerase II; embryonic pattern specification. NCBI's taxonomy places the organism in Eukaryota, Metazoa, Chordata, Actinopteri, Atheriniformes, Melanotaeniidae. The transcript is spliced from 3 exons. The record is from RefSeq and is a predicted model, not a curated record. Bases 1 to 351 code for a protein of 116 amino acids.